Molecule: messenger RNA, 1405 nt
Organism: Rhipicephalus sanguineus (brown dog tick)
Lineage: Eukaryota; Metazoa; Arthropoda; Arachnida; Ixodida; Ixodidae
Gene: Sting
Product: stimulator of interferon genes protein
Exons: 9
Coding region: 187-1329 (380 amino acids)
Biological process (GO): positive regulation of type I interferon production; positive regulation of macroautophagy; reticulophagy
Cellular component (GO): autophagosome; endoplasmic reticulum membrane
Molecular function (GO): cyclic-di-GMP binding; 2',3'-cyclic GMP-AMP binding
Source: RefSeq, a predicted model, not a curated record
GUAGGGAGAUUUGGAACUUGAUCGUUUCCGGGGCUGUGGCUGCGAGUUGUAAGCGUUGUAAGCAUGUAAACAUGUAUGGUUUUAAGUGUUUUGUGGUCGGACAUUUGUGUUCUUCAGCCCGGCUAAAAGUCUGAACUACACGAUCAUCUUGUUGCCAUGAAAGCAUGAACCUUACUUCAAGGAAGGAUGCAAGAAACAAAAUACAACGCAAAGCACAAGCCAGCAAUACCUUUUACAAUUUUGAACUAUGAGGGAAGCACACGUGUCAACAUGGAUGAUGGCAUUCGGAAUGAGCGCCAUGAUACUGGCAUGGGGCCAAAACGGCCACAAGCCCUCUUUGUUGGCCUUUUCAUCAUUUUCGUGCUGGUGCAUGCUUGCACCAAGUCACCAAAGGAGAUUGGUGUGCAGGUGGCUGCAACUGCCAUGACGGUGCUGAUGGUCAUGUCAGGUCGUGAGGCUUGCUACCUGCUCUGUGAGCUGCAGCGGCUGCGGGUGAAAUCCGCAAGUGGUGUCCUGAAGGCAGCAGCUGGCUGUUUCCAGUUGCCAAAAACAACAUGGCUGGUGAUCCUAAUGUGCUUUGUCCUCUCCUUUCUGACUGUCUAUGAACAUCCCAGCGAACUGUGGGACACACUCAUGAGACAGGGCCAUGUGCAUUUCCUUGUGGCCUUUGUCACUAUGCUCUGCGUCUGGGAACCAUCGCAGAUGGAGCAACAGUACGAGUUCGGCCACCAGGGUUCCUUACAUGUGGGCGAGAACCUUGCCUGGGCCUUUGCCUUCAACUAUCUCACAGUCAUCACUGAUCCAUGCAGCCGAGUCCACGACCGCUCCUUGUGUUCUCUUAGUGAACGGAUGACGCAGUACGAGCAGGACAAUGAUGUCGUCCUUGUCAUCAAGAAGCUGAUCAUCCUCAUGCCACGAUCGUGCUACAUCGAACCGGAGUUGGGCGUCGGUGGGGACGAGGACAUCGAAGUGGCCAACCACAUGGACGAGCUGAAGAUCUCUCGAGCCGGCACACGAGAACGGAAAUACGUGAAUACUGUUUACAAGAUUAGGAACGGUGACGACAGUCCGUUCUAUUGUGUGGCAGAGGGUGCCAGUCCGCUGCUGACGCUGAACGACAUGCGAGAAUGUGGCGAGCUGACGGCUGAGCAGGAGCGGGCACAGAUGAGAAAAUUCUGUGACAAGUUGCGUGACCUCGUGCACGCCAAUGCAGCUUGUCGAUCACGCAUUCCCUUGGUGGAGUAUGACGACGUGAGUGAAGAUGGCCGUCCGGUACCUGUGUCAUCUAUUCUCAGGAACAUCAUCAGGAAGGAGCUGGGGCUGACUUAAUUCCUUAUUUUUUCUUGUUUCACAGGCGCUUAUUGUACGAAUAAAAGCAGGACGUUUUUCCUUACUGCUGCCCUUA